CUCAAAGCAAUGGAGCCAACAUCUCAGCCACCUACCAAAAUGGAUGAUACAUUUCUACGUCAUAAGAUUCGUGAGUAUGCAAAGCAGCAACGACACAAUUUGCGCACAAAUGCAAACGAUGCUCUACGUUUCGGCUUGGGUCAAAUCAAGCAAGAGAUUUGUGAGUUGGAAAAUCUGAGAGUGAAGGAUGUGCAGGGCAUGGCAGGACGCAUUAAGCGACGCAAACAUGCCACUACGGAGGAUAUGUAUCGCCUGAGUCAUGCAUUUUUGCAGGGCAAUGAAAAUAUCAAUGCGUUUGCAGCUACACCAGGCGCCAUACAAGUCAUUGUCAAGGAAUUAACGGGUCCAAAUGAAAUGCGUCGAAUGGAAGCCGCUGACUGCUUGUGCAAUCUGUCACUUGGCGAAGCCCAUGUUUGCGAGAAGAUUACCACCUUGGCGGGCAGCUAUCUGGUGACUUUUUUGCACAGCCAGGAGUCGCGUUUGGUGCGCAGCUGCCUCUGGACAUUGGCAAACAUUUUGUUCAGUUGCAACAAAUCAGCAAAGAAUCUGUUGCAAAUGCAGCUGGUUACAAAGUUAUGGAAGCUCUAUACCGCGCCUACAGAUGAUGUGCAUGCUUAUCAAGACGACGCAGGUGUUUGUCUGUAUUUAAUAGCCGCACAAGUGGCGUCUGCCGUCUCUAGCGAGGAUCGUCAUUACAUUGCAGAACAUCUCCAGGAAAAGCAAGCAACAGACCCCGCUGCCGACUACUAUAUGUUUAUAGUAUACCAAUUUGAAGUUGUGAAUAUGGAGCUUGAAGGACAUUGGCAGCAUUUGUAUAAUUUUUUUGUGGCUGAAAGAAAGUUUGAUCUAGUCAAGCCAACAGAUAGAUUAUCCUUACUCUACGGUGUGCGUGUAUGGGCUAAUAUUUUAGCAAUGAAUGUUAAAAUCAAGAUAGAGCACCAACCAUUUAUUAGCACACUAAAUAAAUUAUUUGGUCUACGAGAUGAGGGGUUAAACAAAGAGCUACUGCAACUGCUUCGAAACUUUAUUGAACUGUCUUCUGUAAAUUGUGUUCAAAUUCUAGAACGGAUACAAGUCUUUGCCUAA
Messenger RNA from Drosophila busckii, 1086 nucleotides. RefSeq lists its product as uncharacterized. The transcript has 2 exons. Lineage: Eukaryota; Metazoa; Arthropoda; Insecta; Diptera; Drosophilidae. The record is from RefSeq and is a predicted model, not a curated record. Bases 10 to 1086 code for a protein of 358 amino acids.